Molecule: messenger RNA, 4422 nt
Organism: Phasianus colchicus (ring-necked pheasant)
Lineage: Eukaryota; Metazoa; Chordata; Aves; Galliformes; Phasianidae
Source: RefSeq, a predicted model, not a curated record
GCGGCUUGAGGUGUGUUGUGGGGCGGGAGGGGGUUUCCUGCUUGGGGUUCGGCUGUGCGGCGUGCGCUCAGCCUUCCCAGGCCUUGCUCUGUUCGUCCGGCGGCGUCGUUCCGCUGCAGGGGUCUGUAAAGCGGGGAGGAGCGGGCAACGCGUCUCAGAGAGAGGUUGUCUCGGUCUCGUGUCCCGUGUGGGGCUGCGGGGCUGCAACUUCCCAGCGUCCGAAGUUCAGGGGCAGAAGAGUGCCAGGCUUCCGUGUUUCUCAAGUUAUGCUCAGUUUUGUGUUAGUUUUCAUUGACUGUGGUGUUGGUGGGAAGUCUGAUCCCUGCUGUGCUGCAGAGGCAUGUCAGGUCACCCUGCCUUCUGGGAUGGCAGCCAAAAAAGUGGAUGUUGGCGUACCUUUGUUAUAAGUUAAUUUUUUACUUCGGCCUCUCAAUAGCCAUCGUGAACGGUCAUCAUAAAAUGGAUACUUUGGGCAGUCUCCUUCCUCCCGUGGUUGGAAAUGGUGAUGCAGCCAAUUCACAAGAAUUGCAAAAGCUUCUGAUUGAUGAAAAAAUGCGCUGUGAGCACCAUAAAGCAAAUUAUCAAACUAUAAAGGCAGAACACUUAAGGUUACAGGAAGAGUAUACAAAGUCCCAAGAUGAACUGAAGCGGUUGCUGGUUGAAAAGCAGGCUGUACAUGACAAAUUCCAGCUUCUUCUUGCGGAAUACAGAGAGGAGUUGCUGGGUAAAACACAAGAGUUGGAAAAACUGAAGAUGCAGGUGCUAACUCCUCAAAAAUUAGAGCUGCUAAGAGCACAAAUACAACAGGAAUUGGAAUCUCCAAUGACAGAACGUUAUCGGAAACUAGAAAAUGAAAUGGAAAAAUACAGAACAGAAUAUAACAAACUUCGUUAUGAGCAUACUUUCCUGAAAUCAGAAUUUGAGCAUCAAAAAGAAGAACAUGAACAUGUUUUAGAGGAGGAGAAAAUAAAAUAUGAAGCAGAGAUUGCGAGGCUGGAGAAAGAUAAAGAAGAGCUCCAUAAUCAGCUGGUUAGCGUUGAUCCCACGAGGGACAGUAAACGUGUGGAGGUCCUCUCCAGAGAAAAAGCACAACUGUAUCAGAAAUUAAAAGGCUUAGAAGCAGAAGUAGCAGAACUAAGAGCGGAAAGAGACAAUUGUGGUGUACAAGCAGAAAAUGUCCAAAGGGUGCAAGUACGGCAGUUAGCUGAGCUGCAGAGUCUGGCAAGGUCCCUAGAGGCAGAAAAGAAGUCAGCUCAGCAGCACAUUGGUCGGAUUGAGGAAGAACUGCAGAUGUGUCGUGAGCAGAACUUUCUUUUAACUAGCAAACUUCACAAAUCUGAACAAGAAGUCAAUUCCUUGGCUGCUAAAGUAGAAGAACUUAAACAGUCACACAAAUUAGAAGUGACAAAUGUCAAACUGGAGGCAGCAAGAACUAAGAAUGAAGUAGAAAGAGAGAGAAACAAGAUUCAAAGUGAAAUGGAUGGAUUGCUGUCAGACAAAGAAGUUCUUAAGGAAGCUGUUGAGCGUCAUAAAGUGCUUUUAGUAGAAAAGGAUCAAGAGCUGGUUCGUAAAGUGCAAGCUGCCAAAGAGGAAGUUUUUGGAAAAAUUGCAGCUUUACAGGAUGAAAAGUUAGAACUCGAGAGCAGAUUAGCUCAUGUGGAGAAGGUGAAGUUGGAACAGGACGCUUGGAGACAAACUGAAAAGGAUCAGUACGAAGAGAAGCUACGUGUGGUACAGCUGGCAGAAGAAUCUAGCAAAAGGGAACUUCAGUGUUUGCGAUUAAAAAUUCAACAGCAAGCUAUUCAGACAGAGGAGCUCGAAGAAAACAAACGUGAAAGAGAUGAUCUAAAACAGCAAAUUAAAGACAUGCAACUCCAAGUCGCUUCACUUUCUCGGUCAGAAAGUGAUUUGCUGGAAUAUAAUCAGAAGUUGAAGGAAACAGUAGAAAGAUUGAGACAAGAAUGUCAAAAUGCAAGAACUCAGGCAGAAAAAGCCCAACUGGAAACAGAGAAGACUUUAGAAUACAAGCGUGUGGAGUGGCUGGAGGAGAAGCAUCUGCUUACUCAGCGCAUCACAGAGAAGGAAGAGAAAUACAACGAGGUGAAGAACAAGCUGUGUCGAGCUGCAGUUGCUCAAAAAAAGAGGAAGACUCUCAAUGAUAAUAAACAAAGGAGGAUGCAAGAGAAACUACAACUUUUGGAAGCCAAGAUAGAAGAACUAGAAAAAGAAAACCAGGUGUUAAAUAGGCAGAAUGUUUCCUAUGAAGAACACACACGUCUUCAGAGGAGACUGAAGGACUUGCAGCGCAGACACAACGAAUUCCGGAGUUUGAUUUUGAAUCCUGGCAUCCCAUCUCUGAACCCAGUCAGUGUAACAUCAGUGCCUGUCCCGCCUCCGGGGCCUGACGUCUCCUUCCUCCUCCUUCAGGAAGAACAGCAUCAGAGAGAGCUCUCCCUGCUUCGUAAGCGGCUGGAAGAUCUCGAAACCACGCAGAGAAAGCAGCUGCAGGAGCUUGGGCCGGCUGGGGAGCGGCUCACAGCAGUAACACGCAGGGAGCUGGUGUCCAGCAGGGGAGCAGAGGGAGCUGCUGUGCAGAGCGAGGACUCCACAUAAGGUGCAAACUGAUACUGCAGGUAAAUUCAUUAGUGAAAAGUGUUUAAUACUUGACUGCAUAUUGUUGGAAGCAUAGGAACAGUCAGCUGAGGAAUGAGCUGCAGAUGGUGGCUGACAAUGUCAUGGAUUCAGCUUUGCUCUCCAGCAUGUUUUACUUUCUGUGCCAUAGGUAAAUAUAAGCGCUGUAUUACAGUUUCCUAAGUGCUCUCCAAGGAAAGCAGUGCAUGGCACCUGUAACUGCUGGAAGCAAUGGAAGCUGAUUACACUGCAUCUUGUACUCCCCUCCUGACCCGGGCACCACUGCGAAGCUGUUUGCUCUCUUAACCAUUUUAAAACACAAAUAAUCUAACCAGCCUUCAAAUGCAUUUUAUUCGAGAUAAACCCAUACAAACACCAACAUGUAUUUGUCGUUUGCACUUUUUUCAAACCAUUCAUUUUAAACAACAGGUUAACUUCUGUACAACAGGAAUUACUUUACACAUUAGUAGCAUUUGACUUUAAAUGACUGCAAAAUAAUGCUCUGUAAGCUAGUGUUAGAAAAUAAGCUGUUUGCAGUAGCUGUUUGCCUGUAAACAUGUGGAAAUCAGUUGAAGAGAGGCUUGAUGUCAUUUCAGAGAAUGCGACUACAAUUGUUGGGUUGCCAGAAGGCAGCUUUAGUCAUACCUUGUUUUGUCUGAGUAACAGCAGACUGUGAGGGUGGGAGUUGUGCCAAUGUUUUGUGAGGUCCCAAACCUACCACAAGAGCUACAAUCACUUCAUUAUACUUCACAUCACUUUGUGAGAUCCACUUCAUGGUUUACGAAAUCCCAGCAUGACUUUAAAUGGGCUACAACAGAGUGAAGCUGGUCAGGAGGCUCUGAUACAAGGCGAGAAUCCUAUUCCAGGCCGUAGGUAAAGCUACAGGGCCUGCUUCAACACAUACUUAAUCUCUAGAAAUCAUUAACGCUAUUGCAGCAAACAAGCAGUAGUACAAAUACAGAAUAGGACUGGUUUCAGUUUUCUCAUCAUAUAAACACACAGAGUGAGGUUCACAGGAUCAGACCCACGCAAACAGAUUCUAUUUUACAGCUUUCCAAGCAGAAGUUGUGAGUUGUGCUUCUGCCUGUACAGAAGGUCACUGUUGAACAAAACGAGCGCCUUUCCUUCUAAUGCACUUCCAGCCAACAACUGAAAUGGAGCUCAACUCGUGAGACGUCUGUCUGAGUGCAGCAAGCAAACUGCUGAUGCCUGUCCUUCAGUGGUAGUUACUGUGCUUUAUUAUUGAUUAGUUUGACGCUGCUUUAAAAAGUCAGGUUAAGAAUAUUAAAAAUCACAGCCCUUAAGUACAGCUGAUCUGCAUUUAUGUGCUACUCAAGCCACAGUCCACUCCUGUAGGACAGAGGGCAAGAUAGGUUAGAAUUGGUUCAGCUCGGUUCAGCUCUUUUCCAUUAAACUGAAACUUAUCAGGCCUGGCAGAGGAGAGAACUGCUGAAAGCACUGCAACAUUGUAGUGCAGCUUCCUGAACAAAGCUAUACAUUCCAUCAAGUAUAAAGUGUAAACUUAAUAGCAAGUAUAAGACUUGAAUUAAAACAAAGCCAUCACAGUACGGACUGGCAGCACCCCUCUCUAAUCUGCAAGAGGAACAAUUUGUGCAAUCAUACAGCAGGGAGGGGGCAGACCAGUAGGCAACGUGUUUUGUUUCGUUUUUCCCAUGGUAGCAGACGCCCUUCCUUCUGCCCAGGUGCGGCUGUUUGCCCCCCCUGCUGCUGGCCAGCCAUGCACAGCCAGCCUGGCCAGCUCUGCUCUGCUGGUGUGCUGUGGCCUCUGGG